Porites lobata is the source of this 915-nucleotide messenger RNA. The record is from the annotation of a GenBank genome assembly. Lineage: Eukaryota; Metazoa; Cnidaria; Anthozoa; Scleractinia; Poritidae.
CAGAAGUUGAUUGCAGUACUUGCGCUCAAAGUAGCCUUUCUCUGCGCUGUGGCGCAAUUAGGCCUCACGGCUUCUGUCCCUAAAAAGAGAUGGGAAGAACCCAAACAUUGGUUAAGGAGAAAUAACAAUCCAGUUUAUCCGAUAUGGUGGUGGAAAAAGACACCUCCAACACUCCUGCCGACAACAAAGGCCACGCCAACGACAAAAAGACCAGGACCAGAGAUGUGCCAAAGCAUGACAAUAGUUAGUCGAAUACAGGACGGGAAAGGUCCUGUUGUCUGUGUGCGUAAGAAUGUUACAGAGCUGCUGCAAGAAUUGAGCGGGGUUGGUGGUUUUAUAAAACGAUACAUGGGUGUAAGAGUUAUCGAUGCUUGCGGAUUUGAAGAUUUAGCUGCCAUUGGGAACCCAAUAGUAACACGGCCACCAACACGGAACUCUUCACUGCAAUCUGACAGCAGAGAAACAGAAUCCCAGCCUGAACAACUCCUUUCCAAUUCUGAACUACAGCGUCUCAAGAGGACGCUCCCCACGUCUCAAGGCACAAUUUAUCGUGGGUGUCAGGGCCGAGGUACAAUAAUUGAUGGCACAGAUGAACACCGUCUUUGCACUGAAUGCGCCGCCACAACUCAUCUCGGAAAUGACCGGUUUCCUACUUACAUCAACGAAGUUGUUUGCCACGACAGUGACAAACAGUGUGCUGCUAAAAUGGGAAUGUGCUUACAGCGAAGCCUUAAGUUCCCGUUUUUGCGGGCAACCGGGAGGUUCAGGUUUGACGCCGUUCAGAGUGCGUUAAACGGAAAAACAAUUUACAAGGAAGUCUGGGAACAGUACACGCAGGAAAUUAGAUCCUGUUGCGAAUGUGGGAUGUACUCAGCUAUAUAUAACAAAAUUGCUCCUGGUGAUGACGAUGAUUGA